GCAUAGUGACUACACCCUUUAUGAACAAGACUGGUUGAAAAGGAGUACAGCUGUUGCUAUAUUUGCUGCUCAGACUAAUUACCAAUACUGCAAAAACAACACAAAGAACUGAUAGAAAAAAGCUAGGUGAAACUUAGUUUUAGUGACUCCUUAAAGAAGAUCAAAAUCUACAUCUGUACAACUGAAUUUUACUGGUGAACCAAAGGCAGAAUUAAUAUGGCUGCAAAGCAGGAAAGUAAGUCGAAGAAAUGGGCUCUUGUAAAGGAAAAGAUCACUGCCCCAGACAUAGACAAUACCGAGGCCAACCUGGAAAAUGCUGACCCUGAGCUCUGUAUCCGUUUGCUUCAGACCCCAACUGUUAUGAAUUACUCAGGCCUGAAGAAGCGAGUGGAAAACAGCAACAAUGCCUGGAUGCUACAAUUCCUGGAGCUUGGUGGCCUUGAUUUACUGCUGGAAGCACUGGACAGAUUGUCCGGCAGAGGAGUGGCAAAGAUAACCGAUGCCCUCUUGCAGCUCACCUGCGUGAAGUGUGUACGGGCUGUGAUGAACUCUUCAAAAGGCAUCGACUACAUUAUAAAUAAUUCAGGCUAUGUCCGAAAACUUUCCCAAGCUUUAGAUACAGCUAACAUCACAGUAAAGAAACAAGUCUUCGAGCUGUUAGCAGCACUAUCUAUCUACUCCCCAGAAGGCCACAGUCUGGCUUUGGAUGCAUUGGAAAACUACAAGACUGUGAAAAGACAGCAAUAUCGAUUCAGUGUAAUAAUGAAUGAAUUCCAGACUACUGAUAACGUUCCAUAUAUGACAAUACUGCUGAGUGUCAUCAAUGCCAUUAUUUUAGGAUGUGAAGAACUGAUACCUCGUACACAACUGCGAAAUGAAUUCAUAGGUCUCCACCUGCUGGAUAUACUGCCAUCAUUAAGGGAUCAAGAUGAUGAAGAUUUAUUAGUCCAAUGUUUAACCUUUGAAGAUGGUAAAGCAGAUGAUGAUGAAGAGCUAAUGAAGAUUUCUGAUGGCAUUGAUAUGAACAGUCAUCAAGAAGUUUUUGUAACAUUAUUUAACAAAGUGAGCAGCUCACCAGCCUCUACACAACUGCUGUCAAUUCUUCAAGGCCUUCUGCAGCUGGACCCAUCGAACAGCGGCAGUCCUCUGAUCUGGGAAGCCCUGGAAAUUCUGGUGAACAGGGCAGUCCUGAUUGCCUAUAACACAAAUGAAGAUGAAGACAUUGGCCUAAUCAUGGAAAGGCUUGUAUUGACUAAGAAAUUAGAAAAAGAUCAGCCAGUGAAACAAAACGCAAAUAAAAAAGCUGUUGAGAAAGCUGUACAAACAGAACCAUCAUUGCCCACCUCAGCAGCAGGAGUAAAGCAGAAGGCUAGCUCAUCAUUGCCACCAUCAGUUGAUAAGGUGCUGCUUUCUGCACCAUCAUCACCUCCUCCACUGCCAGCUGUGGCAGAUGACACAAUGACAUCUCCACCCAGUGAUCUGCACACUGCCAAUAUACCCCCUGCUCCUCCUCUCCCGGGCACUGUUGGAUCUCCCCCUCCUCCCCAUGCUCCUCCUCUCCCUGGCACUGGUGGUGUGCCCCCUCCUCCUGCCCCUCCUCUCCCUGGCACUGGUGGUGUGCCCCCUCCUCCUCCUCCACCUCCUCUCCCUGGCACUGGUGGUCCACCCCCUCCUCCCCCUCUGUUCCCUGGUGGUAUUCCACCUCCACCACCUCCACCGGGCUCAUUUAAUGAUGCACCCAUUGUGGCCUCCCGAUCAGCAAAUCAACUAUAUUCUUGUGGUCCACCUCUCCAGCAACCAAAAUUACGGAUGAAAAAGCUCAACUGGCAAAAAAUCUCCCCAAAAAUGGCCACAGAGAACAAUUCUUUGUGGUCAUCUAUCCAUCGAGCUGCUGCAUCAUCUUUGGAUCCAGACUAUGCCAGUAUUGAAAAACUCUUCUGCUUUCCCAUAUCAGAACCAAAAAAGAAACAGCAAAAUGUGUCAAAAAAGGAACCAAAGGAGAUCACAUUUCUGGACUCAAGGAAAAGCCUUAAUUUGAACAUAUUUUUAAAGCAAUUCAAAUGUUCUGAUGAAGAAGUGGCUAACAUGAUCAGAACUGGAGACCGAUCAAAAUUCGAUGUAGAGUGUUUGAAGCAACUCCAGAAGUUACUCCCAGAGAAUCAUGAGAUAGAAAAUAUAAAGGCAUACAAAGGAGAGAAGGAGAAAUUAGCAAGUGCUGAUCAUUUCUACCUUGUGCUGCUUGAUAUUCCCAGCUAUCAGCUAAGGAUUGAUUGCAUGUUUCUGUGUGAAGAGGCAGCUGUUGCCCUGCAAAUGCUCCGUCCAAAAGGAGAAUUAAUUAAAACUGCUUGUCAAGAUUUACUUUCUGCUACGAGACUGCCACUCUUCUGUGAACUCAUUCUUAAAGUUGGAAACUUUCUGAAUUACGGCAGUCACACAGGAGAUGCAAAGGGAUUUAAAAUAAAUACCCUACUAAAACUGACUGAGACAAAAGCCAACCAAUCCCGGAUCACAUUGUUGCAUCAUAUGAUAGAGGAAGCUGAAAAUUUCCAUCCAGACCUUCUGAAUCUUCCAGAUGACCUGGAAAGCAUUUCACAAGCAGGAGGGAUUAGCGUGGAAUCGCUUCAAGCUGAUACAAUUAAUCUGUUGGAACGCCUCAAGAAAACUAGUGGCAUUCUCAAAUCAUCCAUUGAUGAUAUAAAAUUACAGUUUGACAAACCCAUCCAAGAAAGUCUGUCUGCAACAACUGAACUGAAGCAAAUUCUAGAAGAGAUCGAGGCAGAGAGAAAGAAACUGGCUCUGUACUUUUGUGAUGACAUUGGAAAAUUUUCACUGGAAGAGCUCUUCAAAACUAUCAAAACAUUCAGAGAUUAUUUCCUGAAAGCAAUGAAGGAAAAUAAGCUCAGGAAAGAACAGGUUGCAAAAGCAGAGAAGAGGAAACAAAAGCUUCAGGAAGAGGAAGCCAAAAGGCAAAAGGGAGAAGAUGGACAUGUUGUUCAAAAGUUACCAAUAAAGCAAGAGGAAGAAUGCAUUAUAGAUGCUCUUCUGUCAGAUAUAAGAAAAGGUUUUAAGCUGAAGAAGACGGCUAGGAGCAAUUGUGAAAACUUGUCUGCUCCGAAACAUUCCACUACUGAAACAAGUAGCAGGAAAAUACUGCUGGACCAAAAUGACACUUCAACAGAAGACAAAGAAAACAAAAGGGCUUCUCAAUACACAACUACAUCAGCAAUCAUGGAUGAAAGUUCUAAUUCCAUGGUGAAGUUAGUCACCCAGCAACCACCUGCUGAACAGAGACCUGCUGAAGACAAAGCACCGAUAAGUGAUGUGCUCAAGACAUCUGCAAGCUCCCCAUCUAGCUCUGAAGUAAACGCACCUGAAACUGAAUCAGAACGUGAGAAAGUGAAUGACAAGAAUCUUGAAACAUGCUCAACUGAUGCAAAUAAAGUAAUUGUUUGCCAAGACAACCCCAGAUCUAGCAAAGAAAUGUUAAUUGCAAAUGAGCAUGAACAGUUGACACAAUGUAAUGCUGUAGCCUCUGUGGACAUUGUGGCCAGGGAAAAUGAAAUACUCUUUCAUAGCAGUAACAUUAAUGGGAAUUUAUCUCAAGCUGAUAACAAAAUAAAUUCCCAAAAUAAAGUUGACUCUAGAUGUGAUAUGCCUGACUCAAAGACAAACACGGUCACUGAAAUAACGAUAUCAGAAACAGAAGAACAAACUAUUCCUGACACAAGUGCCACUUGUCCUAGCCCAAGGAAUAGUCACUCUGGUGAUGAGUCACCUACAAAAAGUACUUCACCCAGAUCUUCCCUAACACUACUUGGUCGGAAAUCAAAAGACAGGAAAAGUAAGAAAAGCAAAGAAGUCUGCUCUGAAGAUAGAAGCAAUAAAUCCAAAAAACCUUGUUCAUUGCACUAAUGUAUGUCUGAGUCUCACGUACACAACAUUCCUAAACCACGAAGAAUGGAAGAAGACAUAACAAGAAGAUGAUGGAGGCAAUCUGAUCAAGAGUUAUCACCAACUCAGAAAUGCUUUUUCUCAAACAAAAAGAAUGACAUUGUGUACCUGGACUAUUCUAAGUCUUCUAAGAGUCUUGCAAAUGUGCAAAAUAGUUGAAUGUACACUAUAAAGAAACAAUUGUUAGCUUUGUAAGGUUGAUUGUCAUCAAAACAACUUUUGAAAAAGUGGAAACAUUUGAAAUAGUAGAAAAUAAAAUAAGACUAAGCUAUGUUAGCUGAUUUUAUGCUCAUUGGGAAACUUCUGCUAGCAUCAAGAAAUCGAGUACUAAAUAUUCAAAUGAUAACAUGUUAUUGCUAGUACUUGAAACAUUCUGACAAUCGUCUUUUUCGGUUCUGGAAUACUGCUCUAAUCUGACACUGGAGCUAAGUGAGUGAGUCUCACUGAAACAACAGGAAUUCUGCAGAUGCUGGAAAUUCAAGCAACACACAUAAAAGUUAGUCCUGACGAAGGGUCUCGGCCUGAAACGUUGACUGCACCUCUUCCUAGAGAUGCUGCCUGGCCUGCUGCGUUCACCAGCAAUUUUUAUGUGAGUCUCACUGAAAGCUAGUUUCUACAGUUUCAUGGUGUUGGCCUUGAAGAAUAGCUUGAAUUCUGGAAAAUUUAGGGAUGGUUUUAAGUCAAAUGCUGAUCUGUAACAGCAUAUUUUUCAUGCCAUGAAAAUGGUUGGUGUAACUAAAUAUUAGCUCUAUGUUAUCUUGAACAUAACAUUUGGUGUAAGAAUACUUUCAGCCAUAAGUCAUAAUAAUACUUAAAUUAGGAUCCUGAAAAUUGCUUCUUAUUUAAUAUGGCGUGUAUUUGCAUAAAUUAAAUCAAAAUGCCCAGCAUCCAGCUUUAUGCAACAAAUUUUAACAAUCUGUAUCUUUUGAAUGAAAAAUGUGUAAUCUAGUAUCAGCUUUAUUAUUUCAUAAUACUCAUUCUGAAUUUUAUUUUCACAAAGAAUUGGAUUUUUGUAUCAUUUGAGCAUUGUUACAAUGAAUUGGAUUUUUAAAAAAUCUUCUGAACAAUAACUUGUUUUUCUACAGGAAUAACCUUUAUAUUGUUCUUUAUUUUAAUAAUAUAUUUUUGUCAGUCUUUCCUUUAUGCCUUCAAUACAGUAGUGCUUCGUUUCAAAGCGAUAAAGGGUACCCUGACUUUAUGCCACCUCUAAUGUAGCAGCUGGCUGCUUACUGGAAUAUUUCAGGAGAAAUAAAAAAAUAAACAAUUAA
Messenger RNA from Mobula hypostoma (lesser devil ray), 5219 nucleotides. RefSeq names its product inverted formin 2 (gene inf2). The record is from RefSeq and is a predicted model, not a curated record. NCBI's taxonomy places the organism in Eukaryota, Metazoa, Chordata, Chondrichthyes, Myliobatiformes, Myliobatidae. Gene Ontology annotation, biological process: actin cytoskeleton organization. Bases 217 to 3912 code for a protein of 1231 amino acids. Gene Ontology annotation, molecular function: actin binding; small GTPase binding. The transcript is spliced from 23 exons.